AUGUCUGACUGGAUUGGACCAAACGUCUACCGCAUUGAAAGCCACAAAGACCGUAAGACUGCGGUUACUGUGAAAGACGGUAACAAAGAUGAUGGUGCAGCAGUCGUCCUAAAGGCCAGCGACGCCAAUAAGAACGACCAUUGGCAAUUCGUCCAUGUUGGCACUGGGGUUUCGGGGAAAGAAGAAUUUCUCAUCAUCAAUUGUAACACCGGGUACCAUCUGACUUAUGCCGAGGAAGCUAAACAGGCGCCGUUGACGGUGACUCGUAACUCGCCGACCCACUACCGUUGCCGCUGGAACAUCGCUCCCACACGGAAUGGCACAGGCGCAUUCUGGAUCGUGGCAGCUAAAGAUAACAAAAUGAUGCUUGUCACUGAGGGUGAAAAGACUAUUGAUAAUGUCAAUCUCCAAAUCUGGAAGGGCACUGUCGGGUCUCUUGGGACAUGGUGGUAUUUGAAGCUCGUCGAUGGUCAGACCCUCCAGUCCGCCGACCUCGGCAAGGCUCCGGCGCCUUAG
Bipolaris oryzae ATCC 44560 is the source of this 516-nucleotide messenger RNA. RefSeq lists its product as uncharacterized. The record is from RefSeq and is a predicted model, not a curated record. The transcript is spliced from 5 exons. Bases 1 to 516 code for a protein of 171 amino acids. Lineage: Eukaryota; Fungi; Ascomycota; Dothideomycetes; Pleosporales; Pleosporaceae.